Molecule: messenger RNA, 2230 nt
Organism: Gracilinanus agilis (Agile Gracile Mouse Opossum)
Lineage: Eukaryota; Metazoa; Chordata; Mammalia; Didelphimorphia; Didelphidae
Gene: COL20A1
Product: collagen type XX alpha 1 chain
Exons: 16
Molecular function (GO): protein binding
Source: RefSeq, a predicted model, not a curated record
GCCCAGAGUGCCAUGACAGCCCAAGUGUGCAUCUGCAUCUGGUUGGUCUGGGCCUCAGUGUUGGACCUCAUCCAUGGACAAGGACCCAGCCCAGGGACUAGUCGACUAAGACUGACUGUGUUGUCUGAAGACCGACUCCAGAUGAAGUGGAAGGAAUCAGAAGGAAAUACCAAUGGCUACAAAGUCCAAGUAAAGCCCAUGGCAGGAGACUCAGAGCAGGAAGUAAUGCUGACUACCAAGACACCUAAAGUCACAGUGGUUGGACUGAGCCCCACCAAGGAAUACACACUCCAAAUAUUUGCACUCAGUGGUUCCCGUGACACUCUGCUGGCCAGGCGGAGAUUUGUGAUUGAGGAUUUGAAGAGCAUCUCCACAGGCAGAAAUAGCCGGAAGCCAUCAGGGGAAACUUUGGAGUCCAUUCCUUCUUCAGUGGGAAAUCAUGAAUUUGAGCAGGUUCCUGAGCUUGAAUUCUGCUUAGCUGUCUCUGCCUCCAUCUUCCAAGGUCCCCAGUUCUAUUGUGACACCUCCAUUCCUGUGGACAUAGUAUUCCUGGUGGAUGGAUCCUGGAGUAUUGGCCGAAGUAACUUCAGGCUCAUCAGAGAAUUCCUAGCUAAUGUCAUCUCUCCUUUUCACAUUGCCCAGGAUAAAGUCCAAAUUGGUUUGUCCCAAUAUAGUGGAGACCCUCGGACUGAAUGGGACCUGAAUUCAUUCAGCACCAAAGAAGAAGUUCUAGAGGCUAUUCGAAAUCUCCGUUAUAAGGGUGGUAACACCUUCACCGGUCUUGCACUGACUCAUGUACUGGAGCAGAAUCUGAAGCUUGAAGCUGGGUCUCGUUCUGAGGCAGUUAAAGUAGUCGUUCUUCUGACUGACGGCAAGUCCCAGGAUGAUGCCAGACUUGCUGCUCAAGUUCUGAAAGAUGUGGGCAUAGACAUCUUUGCCAUUGGAGUGAAGAAUGCCGAUGAGUCUGAGCUGACACACCUGGCAUCCCUUCCCCUGGAUGUCACAGUUCACAAUGUUCUGGAUUUCCCUCUCCUUGGCAACCUGACAAGCAGGCUCAUCAGGCUCCUCUGUUGGAAGAUCCAAGAGAGAAGUCGAAGCAGAGACCCAGGUGUCCUGGCUAAUAGAUCGACCCAUCCAAGCCCCACGAACUUGAUUGUAUCAGAAGUGACAGCCUCAGGAUUCCGUCUGGCCUGGACCCCUCCUCUGGAGCCUGCCAGAAAGUACAGGAUCGUAUACCAUCCCUCCAGAGGUGGCACACCCAGGGAGGUCACAGUGGAAGGGGCUACUUCAUCUGCCCAGCUGCUGAAUUUGACCUCCAACACAGAGUACUUGGUCACAGUGUUUCCUGUCUAUAAGGAUGGUGUUGGAGAGGGGCUCUGGGACAUAGUGACUACAUUACCACUGUCUCCUCCAAGCUCAUUGACCAUUUUAAGCGUGGCCCACAAUAGUAUCCAUUUGACCUGGAAGCCCACAAGUAAAGCUACCCAGUACCUCGUUCACUGCACUUCAGCUUCCCCUAGAGAGCAGGAGGCAGAUGAGGAAGAGGAAGAUGGGAGAGAGGUUCGAGUGAGGGACCCUGAGGUUCUGCUGGAAGGUUUGGCUUCUGGUACAGAAUAUAGCAUUGCUGUAUAUGCCCUCUUUGGGGAGGAAAUCAGUGAGUCCCAGAGCAUCCGAGCCAAGACCUUGUCUUUGGAUCUCCCCAAACACCUGAGCUUCUCUGAGGUCAGCCACAGCUCUGUUCGAGUUCACUGGGAGGCAUCAUCGAGGGGAGUUCGCAUGUACCGUGUGUCCUAUGUCUCACUGGAAGGGAACCAAGCUGGGGAGAUAGAUGUCUCCAGGAAUGCCUCCUCUGUCAACCUGGCCCCACUGUCCUCCUCCACCUCAUAUAUUGUCAGUGUCACAUCAGUCUACAAAGAGGGGGAUUCUUCCACACUCACUGGACGAGUGACCACACGAAAAGUCCCAGCCCCAAGCCACUUGAAAGUAACUGAAUUGCCAGGGGAUGAUGUCAGACUGGAGUGGGCUGCCGCUGCAGCCUCUGGUGUGGUGGUCUAUCAGAUCAAAUGGACACCUUUGGGUGAAGGAAAGGCUUAUGAGAUUUCUGUCCCAGGGAACCUAGGCACUGCUACUUUGCCUGGUCUAGGGAAGCAUGCAGAAUAUGAGAUCUCCAUCUUAGCCUAUUACAGAGAUGGGGCCCGUAGUGACACAGCAUCCCUCCGAUAUACUCCGA